This is a messenger RNA of Orbicella faveolata, 663 nucleotides long. RefSeq lists its product as uncharacterized. NCBI's taxonomy places the organism in Eukaryota, Metazoa, Cnidaria, Anthozoa, Scleractinia, Merulinidae. The record is from RefSeq and is a predicted model, not a curated record.
GGCAUCAAGAUGGAAACUAAGUUCAUGAGAACAAUGCCGGAGGGCUACAUUAUUAUUGUGCUUUCUCCGCAGAAAAACUGUGUAGAAGCCUGCCACGAGAAAUAUAAGCCAUCAAUACUGCCAACAAAGCCGGGCAAGGAAGCUGACGAGGAAAGUGAUCCACGCCGUCCUCGUCCAAGUGGUGUAAGUCCUCGUCCUCCUCGUCCAAGUGGUGUAAGUCCUCGUCCUCCUCGUCCAAGUGGUGUUAGUCCUCGUCCUCCUCGUCCAAGUCGUGCCUGAUCAAGCUACCAAGUCCGCCAUAAAGUCCGAUUGCCCGAAGAGCCUUAAGCCCAGUGGUAGACCAUUUACCAGGCAACCUCAGUCGUCCCACGAUCAUGUCUCAUGACUGCAACAUUUAGACAUGCGUAGCUGUUAUAGGAGAUAUAUUACAAAGACAGGGAAAUAAAGCAUUGAAAAAGUAUUCGACUUGUGUAUUUAAUGAACAUGCAUAUUAAUAUUUCGUAGUCCCCUUCUAAAUUAUACAAGACGUCCUACUUAGCAGUUGAAAUUGUUAAGCCUGUUAUGUUUAUUUGCAAUAUUUGUUUCUUUCAGUUUAGCUGGCAUGCCUGAAAACUAGCUAGUUGUAGCUAAAUGCAUCGACCACGAUAAACAUUCAACCUUUAA